UUCCACGAGGACCUUUAGUUUUUUAAGCCGUCUAAGGCAAAGAUCGUGUGGCUGUGCCCCUCUGGUCUCCAGCAGAUCGCGUUUCUGUUUCUGAUGUGUGAUUGGAAAGAUAUACGCUCUCGUUGAUCGUUGUAAACAAAGAACGUGUACUCGUGCUGACUGACGGGAGUAACAUGCCGGAAAGAGGAUGCAAAAGAAGGGAAAGCAUCAAAGAAAACAAAAACCAACCAGUUCCAGCAAGUACAGAUGAACCAGUUGUGAACCGGAUGGAAAAGACUUUUACCACUAUGAAGCAGCCCAAAAGACGCCAGAGCAUUGACAGUGGGGACAAAAGCUUCACAUGUGAUCAGUGUGGAAAGACUUUCACCCGGCAUAGUUGUUUAAAACAACAUCAGCUCAUCCACACUGGAUUUAAACCAUUCAGCUGUGAUCGGUGUGGAAAGGCUUUUACUCAGAAUUCCAACUUAAAAAGACAUCAGCUCGUCCACACUGGAUUUAAACCAUUCAGCUGUAAUCAGUGUGGAAAGAGUUUCACCAAGAGUGAUGGCUUAAAAAAACACAACCUCAUUCACACUGGAUUUAAACCAUUCAGCUGUGAUCAGUGUGGAAAAGCUUUUACUCAGAAUGCCAACUUAAAAAAACAUCAGCUCAUUCACGCUGGAUUUAAACCGUUCAGGUGUGAUCAGUGGGGAAAGUCUUUCACUUCCAAAAGUAACUUAAAAGGACAUCAGGUCAUCCACACUGGAUUUAAACCAUUCACCUGUGAUCAGUGUGGAAAGUCUUUCACGUCCAAAGGUAACUUAAAAGGACAUCAGGUCAUCCACACUGGAUUUAAACCAUUCAGCUGUGAUCAAUGUGGCAGGACUUUCACUCAGAGUGGCAGCUUAAAAAAACAUCAGGUCAUCCACACUGGAUUUAAACCAUUCAGCUGUGAUCAGUGUGGAAAGUCUUUCACUUCUAAAGGUAACUUAAAAGGACAUCAGGUCAUCCACACUGGAUUUAAACCAUUCAGCUGUGAUCAGUGUGGAAAGUCUUUCACUUCUAAAGGUAACUUAAAAGGACAUCAGCUCAUCCACACUGGAUUUAAACCAUUCAGCUGUGGUCAGUGUGGAAAGACCUUUACUCAGAAUUGCAGCUUACAAAAACAUCAGCUUAUCCACACUGGAUUUAAACCAUUCAGCUGUGAUCAGUGUGGAAAGACCUUUACUCAGAAUUGCAGCUUACAAAAACAUCAGCUUAUCCACACUGGAUUUAAACCAUUCAGCUGUGGUCAGUGUGGAAAGACCUUUACUCAGGAUUGCAGCUUACAAAAACAUCAGCUUAUCCACACUGGAUUUAAACCAUUCAGCUGUGAUCAGUGUGGAAAGGCUUUUACUCAGAAUGGUCACUUACAAAAACAUCAGGUCAUCCACACUGGAUUUAAACCAUACAGUUGUGAUCAGUGUGGAAAGACCUUUACUCAGGAUGGCAGCUUACAAAAACAUCAGCUUAUCCACACUGGAUUUAAACCAUUCAGCUGUGAUCAGUGUGGAAAGACUUUUGCACUCAAGAAUAGGUUAAUAAAUCAUCAACUGAUCCCCCCAAUCAACCAUCCAUCUUCUUUCGCUUUAUCCGGGGCUGGAUCGCGGGCUGGAUCGCGGGGAACACCAAGGCGUUCCCAGGCCAGCCGAGAGAUAUAA
This is a messenger RNA of Maylandia zebra (zebra mbuna), 1679 nucleotides long. The record is from RefSeq and is a predicted model, not a curated record. Lineage: Eukaryota; Metazoa; Chordata; Actinopteri; Cichliformes; Cichlidae.